This is a messenger RNA of Ostrea edulis (European flat oyster), 747 nucleotides long. RefSeq lists its product as uncharacterized. The record is from RefSeq and is a predicted model, not a curated record. Lineage: Eukaryota; Metazoa; Mollusca; Bivalvia; Ostreida; Ostreidae. The transcript has 2 exons. Bases 1 to 747 code for a protein of 248 amino acids.
AUGACCUCAGUAUCAGACGCAGCCUCUGCUGGCAAGGUGAUGACCUCAGUAUCAGACGCAGCCUCUGCUGGCAAGGUGAUGACCUCAGUAUCAGACGCAGCCUCUGCUGGCAAGGUGAUGACCUCAGUAUCAGACGCAGCCUCUGCUGGCAAGGUGAUGACCUCAGUAUCAGACGCAGCCUCUGCUGGCAAGGUGAUGACCUCAGUAUCAGACGCAGCCUCUGCUGGCAAGGUGAUGACCUCAGUAUCAGACGCAGCCUCUGCUGGCAAGGUGAUGACCUCAGUAUCAGACGCAGCCUCUGCUGGCAAGGUGAUGACCUCAGUAUCAGACGCAGCCUCUGCUGGCAAGGUGAUGACCUCAGUAUCAGACGCAGCCUCUGCUGGCAAGGUGAUGACCUCAGUAUCAGACGCAGCCUCUGCUGGCAAGGUGAUGACCUCAGUAUCAGACGCAGCCUCUGCUGGCAAGGUGAUGACCUCAGUAUCAGACGCAGCCUCUGCUGGCAAGGUGAUGACCUCAGUAUCAGACGCAGCCUCUGCUGGCAAGGUGAUGACCUCAGUAUCAGACGCAGCCUCUGCUGGCAAGGUGAUGACCUCAGUAUCAGACGCAGCCUCUGCUGGCAAGGUGAUGACCUCAGUAUCAGACGCAGCCUCUGCUGGCAAGGUGAUGACCUCAGUAUCAGACGCAGCCUCUGCUGGCAAGGUGAUGACCUCAGUAUCAGACGCAGCCUCUGCUGGCAAGGAGUUCUGA